Molecule: messenger RNA, 1539 nt
Organism: Trichoplax adhaerens
Lineage: Eukaryota; Metazoa; Placozoa; Uniplacotomia; Trichoplacea; Trichoplacidae
Exons: 17
Coding region: 1-1539 (512 amino acids)
Biological process (GO): transcription by RNA polymerase III
Cellular component (GO): transcription factor TFIIIC complex
Molecular function (GO): protein binding
Source: RefSeq, a predicted model, not a curated record
AUGGAUGUUGCCUCAGAUCGUGAUAAAAGUAGUUACUUGGUCAGUGGUGCGAGAAAGAGUACCAGUAAAAUAAAAUUAAAGCAAGCAAUGAAAUUAUCUCUUCCUCUAAGAGCUUUUAUUCACAAUAACGUUAAUUGGAUCAAAGAGAGUGAAUUUGUAGGCUUUCUUCCGGACACUAAAGAAUCUCCGUAUUUCAAAUUGAAUUGCCAAAGGUCAUGUGUGGAGGAUCUUACAAAGUUGAAAUUAUUCGAAUCAAAAUAUGUAUAUUCUGAUGCAAAUUCGGCGGCGUUAUUUGUUGGAGAUCCUGUUUGGACAGUAGCUUGGUGCCCUAUUCCGGAUGAUGCAGAACUGACAGAACAGUACGUUGCGAUUAGCACUAACAAAGCACAGACCCAUGCUCAUAAUAUUUACAAAUGUGAAACGACACGCGGGAUUAUACAACUUUGGAAUUGUGGUAAAUUACAGAAAAGGCAAGACAAAAUAGUACCCUAUCUAGCCCUCGGUAUUACGUACGACUAUGGACCUAUUUGGGACAUGAAAUGGUGCCCAUCGGGGUGCUGGCAGCAACAGACUUACGAAAAAUCCGAUUUAUCAUCCAGACUUGGACUUUUAGCAAUGGCAUGUGGGGAUGGCAAAGUUCGCGUAUUAAGGCGAGUAUUAUACAUCAAUUACGAUGAUAAUAACAUUAAUCUUACUGUACCUCAGCCCGCAAGUCUCCGUCAACAGCAAAAGACCAAAGAAGUGAUCUUUAAUAUCAUUCCACAUGCCAUCUUAAUACCUAAAUACGAUGACAUUACUAAUAGUGGCCAAGCAAUAUGCCUGGCAUGGAUGUCAAGCAAUCAACAUCGCUUCCUUGCUGCUGGCUUCGCAGAUGGUACAAUCGCAAUAUGGGAUCUGAUGACGGAAUCACGGCUAUUGCUUUGUAAUCAUUUUAAUGAAUCUCAGAUGACUCGAUACUACUUUCCAUUUCGCAUUAUUGCUGGACAUGACAGUGUUAUCCGUAGCAUUGCAUGGUGUCCAUCGAAUGGAGAUUACUUUGCAACAGGGUGGUUUACAAGUAUUGUCUGGCCCCGUCAUCGACGUUUUCUUUUUCUCACCGAAGAAGAUUCUACUUCUGGGUACUUUCAUAUUUUUGUUUUAAGAAACAUUAGUAGCCGAAAUGACGCCCAAAUUGUGAAUUUGAUUAAACAUAGCGGCGCUUCCCUGGCUCAGAGCUUUUCAGAGUGGUCAACUAAUAUCGUAAGCGGUAGUGAGUGUGGGGAGCUAUACGGUUUUAAUACUGCACAAGUUUUGACUAGCGGAACGAUAUCAACAAAAUUCAAUCAAAGAAGUAAAUAUUUCUGGGAUAAAACAUCCUGGUCAAAAAGCGAUUAUUCAAUAGCAAAACCUUCUAAAUAUAACCCUGUAGCAGCGUCUUCGCAAAAACCUUUACAUGAAGCUAUUCAAGCGGUUUCUUGGAACCCAAAUCGCGACUGUCAUACUUGGUUGCUAUCAGGUAGUAAAAGUGGUAUGCUAUAUUAUAAAUAUCAUACUACAUAA